CUAUGUAUCGUUUGCAUACCCAUCGUUUUGUAAAUUCGUUUGAGGAAUUAUAUAAAUACAGAAGACACCAAUAUAAUAAUAGUAAUAAAUAUAAUAAUUAUAAUGAUGAUGAACAAAUUUUUUCACACCAGGAGCUUGCCAUUGUUAAAAGGAUUGCAAGUGAGUCAGUUCGAAGCUGCUGUACAAAGAUUAGCAUCUUUUACAGCAAAAAACAUCAUACAAGAAACUUCCGAUGAAGCCGGUACUUUACUCGCACGUUUUGCGAAACAUGUCGCUUUGGAAUUGCAAAAAGAUACGCCAAUUAUUGCCACUGCGAUAAGGUAUGCUGAUUAUUUCCCUAUAACUGACACACGAUAUUUGCAAAAGGAACUGACACGAAUAUCUCCAGACCAACUGCCAGCUCUUAUUGUAUUCGCUUUUACAUAUCGGCCUAGCGCUGAUCCUAAAAAAUAUGCCGCUUUAUUAAAUGAGCUAGAUGCCACGGCAGUACAGCUACUUCCUAAUAUGGACCUUAAUACAAUUCUGAGGACGUUGUACGCGUUCCUUUACCUCAUGCCCAAUUGGAUAAUGCGAAUUGACUUCUACAAAGCGGCCAUGCAAAGAGUAACAUCACACGAAAUAUUAGUUGCUUUGACAAAAGAAAAAUUUGUUCAAAUCUGCUUCUAUUUGGGCUUGGAAAAGAACCGGAAAGAAAAUGCUGGAUUGUUUCAAGAACUGCUCAGUAGAUAUUUAGAGUUAUAUCUUCCUAAAUUAAGUACACUAGAUCUAGUUAUGGUUGGUAAUGCCGCAUUCAAGACAUCCACUUAUGUAGAUAGCAAAGCAUAUAACCAACGUUUGAUAGAUGAAGUCCUAAAGCUUUCAUUCAAUGAAUCUAGCAACGAUGUACUUCUAGUAACCUUAAUUAAAGCAAUGCGUCUGCAGCGUGUACAUUCCGAGGAAGUUUGUAAGCACUUGACAGCUUUAUGCAAUGAAAUUUUUCUGGAGAGGUUUCAAAUCCGUGGUUGCGUUCAUAUAUUUGCCUAUCUUGCGGACAAUCUUUGGGAUGAACGGAAUGCUCUUGAAUGUUUGGUAAAACAUUGUUUACCUCGUCUGCGACGAGAAAAUGCGCGAUGCAAAGAUAUUGCAACAUUUCUAUGGUGCUGUGCGCAACUUAACUGCAAUUUGUCAGAAAAAGACCUAGAACAAAUCGAAAUCUUGCUCAUAAACAAAGUUAAUCAGAAUGAAUUCCGAAACUUUGUGGACCAGUUGGUCGAUAGCUGUCUCUCCUUAUGGAUAUUGGGUAACAGGUCACGCGUGCUUUUAGAGACUGUUAUAGAUCUAAAAAUGAGUUCACUAUGUAACAACAAAAAUAAACAAUGUGAACAACCUAAAGUCGAAAGCCGAUUCCAGGUGCUGACUUCAGCUAUUGCUAUAGAAGAACCGACUUGGCGUUUUAAAAAUAUAAAAGUACCAACUAAACCGAAAGUGGAUACAAUCGCACCGUCAUACCUCCUUAAAGACCGAAAUAAUCUGGUAGAUUUAGCUAGGAAAAUCGAAGAGUAUUCAACUGUAGCCUCGGCUAAAUUGGUUUGUCCUGUUAAUGGCAUAAAUAUACCAAGUGUACUAGUGAGCUUCAAUGAGCCAACUAAUUCAAAUAUGUUUCUUGAACUCCUGUCUGAAGAUCUAGAACUGCACUUCAGCAAAACACCAAAUGGAUUAAUGAGACUUAAAAUCCGGUUGUUAAAAGUCUUGCGAUAUAGGGUUACUACAUUGCCUGAAAAGCAGUAUGAAAAGGACGGCGAUUUGGGAUACUUAGUAUGCAAUUCCGGCGGCGAUACUACUCCCAAACUUCAAUCGUUGAAAGUUUAACGUUUGUGAUUCUGUUUUAUGGUGGUUUCGUUUUUACCAAAAAAUGUCCUUCCACGGUGCAAAAUGUGUUUGAUGUUACACUCAACCCUGUAAAAUGGCAUGUUUUUGCCUUCUUGUUCUUGUCCAGCUCACGGAUUUCAUAAUAUUAUCGUUUUAAGCAACCAUCUGAUUUUCAGGGCAACCAUCUCCCCUGACAAAGCUUCGAAGGGCAGAGAAUGUGUCUUUUUUUCUUUUUUGUCUUACAAGAGUGUGACAUUUCAAGAAACGAACACAAAAUUUUCUGCCCAUUUGCCUGCAUUUAGAAUCGAACACGAAAAGAGAAAGGGCAAUCAAAAAGGGACAUUUUUUGGUAGAAACGAAAACACCAUUAAUUUUUGAAUAGCCCAGUAAAAUUAGAUAAAUUUGGUUCGAAAAACAAAAAAAAAAUGUAACUGCGCUUUUUUGAUGCAGUUUAUUUCUAUUUGACACAUAGAUCGUGGAUUAACAGUCUUGCCCCUUAAUUUUAUUUGGCAACACUCGCCCAUCUUGGAUUAUAUUUAUUUCGGGGUUUUUGCGAUUUGCAAGCAUAUUUUGCGGUUUUCGUAACAAAAUGUUUAAACACAAAUUUGUAGAGAAUUUAAUUUCUCAUAGAUAUUUGUUAUAUAGAGGGUAAAAAAAAAUUGUAUAUUAAAUAAUUGGCAAAAACUGCGAAAACAUU
Messenger RNA from Rhagoletis pomonella (apple maggot), 2545 nucleotides. RefSeq lists its product as uncharacterized. The record is from RefSeq and is a predicted model, not a curated record. NCBI's taxonomy places the organism in Eukaryota, Metazoa, Arthropoda, Insecta, Diptera, Tephritidae. Bases 103 to 1848 code for a protein of 581 amino acids. The transcript is spliced from 2 exons.